GUGUAACUCUUCGCUUGGAUCUGCGGAGGCCUCUUCUUGUCUCCCUGAGCCUUUGCUGUUCCAUGGCGUGCCCAAACCCAUUUAAUGGGUCGUUCCCUCGGGUGAGCCACGUUACUGUACCGAAGGGCUAUCCGCGUGUGGCACACCCGCAGAAUCUCUCAACCGGCGCCUUCCCAACAGCCACCUUCUCGCAGAACUUCCUGGCCGUGCCCAACAAGCCAGGUGUCCCAAAACCAGUCUCCUGGUCGCCUCCACAAGCUCCUUCCUCGGACGUGAUCGGCGAGAUGCGCGAGGCAGUGAAGUCGACUGACUGGUGGCAGCUAUAUUUGGACAAGAAGACAAAGUUUCGUGUGGCCGCCGACUGGUCAGCCGACUCUUCUCGAUGUGGCUUGCUUCAGACACUUUGCGCCGUCUCUGGCGCCAGGCGCGUUUUGGAGAUCGGCCAGUGCUGUGGCGUGGCCACGCUGGCCAUGGCCGAGGUGCUGCCCGAGGGUGGCCAGGUCUGCAGCGUGGAGAUUGACCCGUUUCUGGCCGACUUUGCCAAGCAGUUUUGGGCCCGGAGUCCUCAUGGGGGGAAGAUCCACUCAUUCAUUGGAACGGCCAUGGAGUAUUUGAAGGGAAAUGCCCCACACGAUGGGCCUUUUGACCUGGUCGUCAUCGAUGCCGACAAGGAUGGCAUUUGGGAGUACUACUGCAAGUUGAAGCAGGGACUUUUGGCUCCGAAGGCCAUCGUGGUCGUGGACACCACGCCACAUAAGG
Molecule: messenger RNA, 759 nt
Organism: Durusdinium trenchii
Lineage: Eukaryota; Dinophyceae; Suessiales; Symbiodiniaceae
Source: the annotation of a GenBank genome assembly